Messenger RNA from Perca fluviatilis (European perch), 5226 nucleotides. Its product is annotated as serine/threonine-protein phosphatase with EF-hands 2. Gene Ontology annotation, molecular function: calcium ion binding; Hsp90 protein binding; protein serine/threonine phosphatase activity. Gene Ontology annotation, cellular component: nucleus; cytosol. Gene Ontology annotation, biological process: negative regulation of MAPK cascade; detection of stimulus involved in sensory perception. The transcript has 18 exons. Lineage: Eukaryota; Metazoa; Chordata; Actinopteri; Perciformes; Percidae. The record is from RefSeq and is a predicted model, not a curated record. Bases 285 to 2501 code for a protein of 738 amino acids.
UUGGUGCCUUCAUCACGCCAAGGUACUUUAGACCAAACUAGCUUCAGCACAGACCAAGGGAGCUUCAUACAUGAAGCCUCUGUGGUGAGUUACUUGGUUCUGCUGUUAUUCAUCCCCCUACAGUAUGAUGACCAGUCUGAUUGACUUCCUGCAGUUCUUGACCUGAUCCUGGUGGACUGGUGGAGGAUGAAACAGAUCAAAUGGCUGUUUAAAUACUCAUUGAAACUUUGAGCCAAACAACUUGGGAGCUGGUGACUGGAUAGAGGAGGUGACCACGAACAGUCAUGGGAUGUGGUGUCACAAAGUCCAACCAGUUCCACAAAAACUCUGGAAAAGCUGUCACAACUAUAAAAGCCGCCGUCCUCAUUCAGCGAUGGUAUCGUCAGUAUGUCGCCCGCACAGAGAUGAGACGGAAAUACACCUGGCACAUCUUUCAGUCCAUCGAAUACUCAGGAGAACAGGCUCAGAUAAAGCUUUAUAACUUCCUUGGCUACCUCAUGGACAAUUUCACACCUACAAGCAAUGAACGGAAUUUGAUCUCGCACAUCUUCAGAGAUAACGAAUUCUGUCGGGACACAGAGUGGGAGAGGUUAUUCUGCUACAAGAAAAUAGAAGUGCCAGAGAUUUACUCAGGACCUCACCUCACCUUCCCUCUGACGGUAGAGCAGGCGGUCAGGCUGGUGGAGGCCUUUAGGAACAAGAAACAGCUGCACUCGCGCUACGUCCUCCAGCUGCUGCUUGAGACGCUGAAACUGAUCCGGAUGUUACCCAACAUCAACCGCAUCUCUACCUGCCAAAGCAAAGAAAUCACUAUUUGUGGUGACUUGCACGGACAACUAGAAGACCUGCUGCUGAUUUUCUACAAGAAUGACAUGCCGUCCAUGGAGAAGCCCUAUGUGUUUAACGGAGACUUUGUAGACCGAGGCAACGACUCCAUCGAGAUCCUCCUCAUCUUGUUUUCAUUCCUGCUCGUCUAUCCGAGCGAAGUCCACCUCAACAGAGGAAAUCACGAGGACCACAUAGUCAACCUGAGGUACGGCUUCACAAAGGAGGUGCUGACUAAAUACAAGAUGCAUGGCAAACGGAUCCUGAAGCUGCUGCAGGAGAUUUUCAGCUGGUUGCCGUUAGCGACGGUGAUCGACCAGAAGGUGCUUGUAAUCCACGGAGGGAUCUCCGACACCACAGACCUCAGUGUCCUCGCCCGAGUGGACAGACAUAGUUACGUCUCAGCGCUGAGGCCUCCGAAGAAGAGAAACCAGAACUCAGCGGCAUCGUCCAUCGACAUAGAUACGGAGGAGGUCUUGUCCCACAACAAGCUCACCCAGCGUCGGACCUCUCUCACGUAUCCCAAACCCAUUGCCCGCGACGUCUUCCCGAACCGCUCGCUGCAGGACUUCUCCGGACUGAUCAAAGUUAACACGGUGGAGGAUGUGGAGAUCCACAGGAAGAGACCGUCCAUUUCCAUCCAGGGAAUAAACAGACCAGAAAAUGAGACGACUCAGGCUGCGUCCUCUGAGUCUGUCAACAGUGAAAAUGGCAACGACGAGUGGAAGCAGAUCCUGGACCUGCUGUGGAGCGACCCGAUGAACCAGGACGGCUGCGUACCCAACGAGGUGCGGGGUGGAGGCUGCUACUGGGGCCCCGACGUCACAGAGGACUUCCUGAAUAGACACAACCUGCAACUAAUCAUCCGCUCCCACGAGUGUAAACAGGACGGUUACGAGUUCUGCCACAACCGAAAGGUCCUCACUCUGUUCUCCGCCUCCAAUUACUACGACGUGGGAAGCAACAGAGGGGCCUACGUGAAGUUGGGUCCAGACCUUGUGCCUUAUUUAAUUCAGUACCAGGCCAGCAGCAUGAUCCGAGAGCUUACCGUGAGACAAAGUGUCGGACGAACCGAGCACUCAGCCCUUAAAGUCCUGCGGGAGCAGCUGUUUGCGCACAAAUCUGACCUCCUCUGUGCCUUCAAAAUGGUCGACAGCAAGAACACAGGUCAUGUGAGUGUACACGACUGGGCCUGUGCAGUGGAGAGUGUGUUGCACCUCGGUCUGCCCUGGAGAAUGCUAAGCUAUCAGCUGGUCACCAGUAAGACCAGUGAUGGCAUGAUCGACUACCACGAGUGGUUCAACGAUCUCGCCAUCAAAGGAACCAACACAGAUCACAUAGACCAAAGUCUACUUGAGACUUUGUAUCGCCACCGCUCCACCUUGGAGACCAUCUUCAGAAUCGUAGACACCGACAACUCAGGCUUCAUCACCAUGGAGGACUUCCGGCAGACCUGGAAGCUGCUGAGCGUCUACCUAAAGAUGGAGAUCACGGAUGACGCAAUCUCUGACCUGGCCGUCACCAUCGACCGCAACCAGGACGGCAGCAUCGACAUCGACGAGUUCAUGGAGGCCUUCCGCCUCACGGACAAGAAGAGCCGGCUGGAGCGAGGACGCAGCAUGUUCAUGGGGACGGCCACUGACCUCACCAAGCUGGAGGGAGACCUCAACAUAUGAGCAGAGAGAGAGAGAGAGAGAGAGAGAGAGAGACUGAAAACAGAGAGCAACCUUAGCUCAGACCUCACCAGACAGGCAAGAGGAUGGGAGGAAGAGGAGAUAAAGCCAACACAAGCUGCUUUAGUGACGCACAUUGAGACGUAGGAUGCUGCUGAGCAACAGCUGUGUAAUUCACAUGGGAUUAGAGUGAGGAUAGAGUUCAGGGUAUUUGCCAGUGAAUAUUCAUUUCACAUUUUGAUGCAGUUUUAUCGUGUGUGUGUGUGUGUGUGUGUGUCAUUUUGUCUCUUUUAUUAAUAUAUAAGACAGAAUCGUCAAAAACUGUUGCAAAGGCAAAAUCCACAAACAGAAACAAAAAGGCAUCAUAUUUAGGCUGCAUGAUUUUUAAAGGUAAGAUAUCCUGUGCUUUCCUCAACAAUUGUAGAGUAGUGUUACUAUAGACUAAUACAAAAUUAAUGCUUUUCCACACUUAGACCCACUAGAAGUGUGUAGUGGCAUCUGAAUUUGCAGAGACCCUUCCCUCUGCCUGUGUUCUCUCUUUUUUUUUCUUUUUGAGAGUUGGAAAAAGAGUUUUGAAAACCCAUGGCACUUCUGGGUGUCAACAAAGAGCCUUUGGGCCCCACGUUGUUGUGUAACCCCCAGCCAAUAACAAAUUCUCAUCUCGGCAUCUCAUACCGACCAAACCGAGGCACAAGUCUAACUGACACGGACACCACUGACUCCAGAUGUUUUGAAAUGGACGUUUCGGUUGAUCGAUUUUCAUUACGUCAUUUCCCAUAUACGUAUAUCAAUAGGUUCAGUACAAAGACAAUAAAUAUUUUUUUUUAACCUUUAACAUUUAUUGAGGGAGAGUUCACUGAGAGGCAGCCUCUCUUUUGCAGGAACACCCUGAUCACACAGUUACACAUUUGUACAACCACAGUCUGAUCUGCUGGCCAUUGAGCAGCUCUACUGGAGCAGUUGGAGGUUAAGGGCCUUGCUCAAGGGCACCUUAGUGGUGGUAACGAGGGGAGGGAUGAGCACUGCACUUUCACUACCCAGAUUUUAUCCUGUCGGUCUGGGGAUUGAACCGACAACCUCCCGGUCACAAGCUCGCGUCUCUAACCUUUAGGCCACCACUGCCAAAUAAUACAUUGUAUUAAUCAACCAAUGUCUCAAAAAUAUCCAAAAGCAGUUGUAAGUUACAUGAAAAAAAAAACAUUAAAAUAUUGCACCAGGAAAUCUCCAGUCAUAUUAGGGCUGCAACUAACAGUUAUGUCAUAAAAGAUUAAUCUGCUAAUUAUUUUUUCAAUUAACUGUUUGGUCUAUACAAUAUUACAACACUAUUACAAUUUUCUAGAUCAAAAGGUGAUGUCAUGAAUUGUUGAUUUUGUCUGACUGAAAAACAAAAAAUGUUCAAUAUACUAAAUGUUAGGACAAGAGAAAAGAGCAAAUAUUAAUAAUUGACAAAUUUAAACAAGAGAAUGUUUGGAUAUUCUACUAAAAUUUGACUUAUAUUUAGUUUACAAUGAUAAAAGAAAAAUCAGACAAAAGCAGCAAAUCCUCACAUUUCGAUAGCAGUAAACUAAGAAUGUUCUCUCUACAAUUGUUUCAGUGUGCAGGUGUUCCUCUUUUCAUUUUCCAAUUUCCAAUAGCCUUGCAUCUACAUGUGAUGUGCGAAUAACUAUACUCCUCUUAAAGAUUUUAGAGAUCGCAGAAACUAAACAAAAAAAAUAUGAUAAGACUAUGAAUAUUUGUGCAAUUCUACAUCAGUUGCACUAAUUAAUUGUAACUUUAAAUGUUGCUGGUGCCUUAGCAGUAGAAGUGUUUUAACUUCUAGGGAUGAAGUUACUGUAAGUGUGCACUGAUGAUGUUUUUGUGUCAGUGCCAACUGCCAACGAUGUCCUGGGGUCCCUCCUCGUCUCAGGUGGGAUUCAAACACUUCCUUUGUCCAGAACGGAGAACUCAUGCUUUUAUUCAUUUUAUUUUUAGGAUGUAUUUCUACCUCCAAAUUGUUGCUUUGAAGCCCAGAACAAUUUAUGUUUUAAAGUGAUAGUUUGAUAUUUUGGGAAAUACGUUUAUUCAUUUUCUAGUUAGCUGAGAGGAUCAUUACCACUCUCAUGUCUGUCUGUUCAAUAUGACGCUGGAGACAGGAGACACUUAGCUUAGUUUAGUAUUAAGACUGGAAACAGCUAGCCUGGUUCUGACCAAUGUUAACUAAAUCCAAAUACCAGAACCACUAAAGCUCAACAAUUAACACAUUUUACCUAACUUGACUUUUGUUUAAAUCAUACAAAAUCUGUGAUUUUACAGAUGGUGGUAGACAGAUUUCUUUUCACUUUGGACAGAGCCAGGCUAGCUGUUUCCUUCUGUUUCCAGUCUUUAUGCUAAGCUAAGCUAACCGGCUGCUGGCUGUAACAUCAUAUUCAAUCUGUUAUAAAAUGUAACAUCAUAUUCAAUCUGUUAUCAGUCUUCUUAUCUAAUAACUAUCAGCAAGAACGCAAAUAUUAACCAAAACUUGUAACUAUUUCUUUAAGAUAUGUAGACAACAUGGUGUUUUAGUUCUUUUUUUGUUAAAUCUUUUGUUUUCAUUGUUAAAUAAAGUUUGCACAUUGUUUCAUAUUAUAAGUCAGCCAAAAGAGACAUGAGGAAAUCUUUGUGCAUUUGAGUAAAAUUGUUGUUUUUUUGCAUGAUGACCAUGUAUAACGUUUACUGUAAAUAUAUCUCACAGUCACAUUUGUAGCAUUUA